GCGCUUUUCCACCAAACUUGAACGUGUGCCCGCCUGCGGGCUCUGUGUUUAGGGAGCGUUCUAGCUUUGCGUGCGGGCUUGGGAGCGGGCAGAAAACAUGAGGCGCCAGGCCGUGACCUGCCUGCGCGGCCUCUGGCGCGCUGGCUCGGCGAGCCAGGAGGUUGCCAACCAGGCUGGAGCUUCUUCAUUUGCCCUCCAGGGCCUGCUGGCGCAGACGGAGCGGGGUCUGCGGACCAGCGUGGACGCCAAGGAUGCUAAGAUUGCGCCGCUGUCGGCGAUGCCGUGGUCGCUCCAGGCGGCCCGCAGCGCCACCGCUGAGGCGCUCACUCCGGCGAAGGUGAACAACUUCACGCUGAACUUCGGCCCCCAGCACCCCGCCGCGCACGGCGUGCUGCGCCUGGUGCUGGAGAUGCAGGGCGAGAUUAUCAUGCGCGCGGACCCUCACAUCGGCCUGCUGCACCGCGGUACCGAGAAGUUGCUGGAGUACAAGACUUACCUGCAGGGCCUGCCCUACUUUGACCGGCUGGACUACGUGUCCAUGAUGUGCAUGGAGCACUCGUACGUGCUGGCCAUCGAGCAGCUGCUCAACGUGUCCGUGCCCCUGCGCGGCCAGUACAUCCGCGUGCUGUUCAGCGAGAUCACGCGCGUGCUGAACCACCUGCUGGCCAUCACCUGCCACUCCAUGGACGUGGGCGCGCUGACGCCCUUCCUGUGGGCCUUCGAGGAGCGCGAGAAGCUGUUCGAGUUCUACGAGCGCGUGUCCGGCGCGCGCAUGCACGCGGCCUACUUCCGCGUGGGCGGCGUGAGCCAGGACCUGCCCAUUGGCCUGCUGCGCGACGUGUACGACUGGGCGCGCCAGUUCGCCAGCCGGCUGGACGAGAUGGAGGAGCUGCUGACGGGCAACCGCAUCUGGAAGGAGCGCACCGUGGACGUGGGCACCAUCACCGCGCAGAUGGCCUGGGACUGGGGCUGCUCCGGCCCCAUCCUGCGCGCCUCUGGCAUUGACUGGGACCUGCGCAAGACGCAGCCGUACGAUGCGUACGGCAAGAUGCAGUUCAACGUGCCCAUCGCCGGCCACGGCGACUGCUACGACCGCUACCUGGUGCGGCUGCAGGAGAUGCGCGAGUCGCUGCGCAUCAUCUACCAGUGCCUCAACGAGAUGCCCGACGGCCUGUACAAGAGCCCCGACGGCAAGGUGUGCCCGCCCAGCCGCUCCACCAUGAAGCAGUCCAUGGAGGCGCUCAUCCACCACUUCAAGCUCUACACCGAGGGCUUCCACGUGCCCGCCGGCGAGACCUACCGCGCCGUGGAGGCGCCCAAGGGCGAGUUCGGCGUGUACCUGGUGUCGCGCGGCGGCAACCGGCCCUACCGCUGCAAGAUCCGCUCGCCCGGCUACGCGCACCUGCAGAUGACGGACGUCAUCAGCCGCGGCGCCAUGCUGGCGGACGUGGUGACCAUCAUCGGCACCCUGGAUGUGGUGUUCGGCGAGAUCGACAGGUAAAGGGCCGGAGGGAGGAGGCCCGGAGGAAGACGCCCGAGAGCCGAAAGCAGCAGCGUCAAGCCGGCAAUGAAGGCAGCAGGAGGAGCUGGAGGUGUGGGAGAGGAGGCUGGGCGAGAAACCUUCAGGAGGUAGGGCUGCUGGCGACGAGGCCAGGGCACUGGCGUCACCAUGUGUCGGUCGGGCCCAGCGGCUGUUGCAGCGGGCGGCGUGGAGUGAGGCGUGUAGGUGCCGGCCACGUAGGGCUGCGGCUGGAGAGGGCGCGCCUUGGGCGCAGCGAGCUUAUCUGUAGUAUGCAUGCACGUCUUGUUGGGGUGCGGUGUCGCGCGUGGAGCUGAGGUGUGUGAACCGGUCGCGGCGUGUCGGGCCUGUGUCACCUGCUGGCGGUUGGGAGCGCGUUAGCAACAUCGGCUUGACAAACUGACUUAGAUUUGAUGAUAGGAAGGUAGCUUUUCUCGGCAAGUUUGAACUCAAAAGUGCGUUAUCGCGGAAGAACGUGUAGGCGUAUGGCCUUUCGGCCCUGGCCGAAGCACUGUGCGUAGGACGGCUUGCUUUUUAGUUGCAGUUUGCACCUCUACUUACGAAUGUAAAAUGCCGUCUAG
Messenger RNA from Chlamydomonas reinhardtii, 2100 nucleotides. RefSeq lists its product as uncharacterized. Gene Ontology annotation, biological process: mitochondrial electron transport, NADH to ubiquinone. Gene Ontology annotation, molecular function: NADH dehydrogenase (ubiquinone) activity; quinone binding; NAD binding. Bases 98 to 1501 code for a protein of 467 amino acids. The record is from RefSeq and is a predicted model, not a curated record. NCBI's taxonomy places the organism in Eukaryota, Viridiplantae, Chlorophyta, Chlorophyceae, Chlamydomonadales, Chlamydomonadaceae. The transcript is spliced from 12 exons.